Oikopleura dioica is the source of this 681-nucleotide messenger RNA. The record is from the annotation of a GenBank genome assembly. Lineage: Eukaryota; Metazoa; Chordata; Appendicularia; Copelata; Oikopleuridae.
AUGAAGAUCUUCGCCCUCACUCUUGCUGCCCUCGCUACCGCCCAGAGAAAAAAGAACAAGAACAACAAAAACAACAACUAUGCUCCAACCACUGAUGCCCCAACUGACGCUCCCGAGACCACCAUGGAUCCCUACGUCGAGCCAACCAACGCAUACGGCGGUGGAGCUGGCGGCGCUUACGGUGACCCCCACUUCAUGGUUCAGUCACCAGCCCAGGAGCCUCUUUGCUUCGACUUCAACCCAACCGAAGGCACUGACAUGAACCUCCUCGUCGACCCCGAGAGCGCUCUCGCCAUCACCGCCACUGCUAAGGCCCGCGACAACGGAAAAGUCUUCAUGAACUCCAUCCACUUCCAGUCUCCCGCUGGUGCUCACCUCGAAUUCGACAUCGAUGGCGUCCACCUCGCCGGCCUUGGUGACAGAAUCGUCAGCGACCCUCACCCACUCACUGGCGCUCAGACCUACGGAGACAUCAACUUCAUCGAAAAGUGGACCGUCGAUGGUAUCAUUGGUCAAUUCAUCCGAGAUGACUCCUACUUCAUCCAGGACAACGGAGAUGAAACUGCUCUUGUCACCUCUGGCGGUAUGUCUGUCGAAGCCACCCGAGAAAACUUCCACCACACCGACAACUGUUGGGUCAUCAACGACCAGGACAUGCUCUUCAUGAUGGCCAACUUGUAA